Messenger RNA from Calliphora vicina (urban bluebottle blowfly), 4035 nucleotides. Its product is annotated as myotubularin-related protein 10-B. The transcript is spliced from 3 exons. Gene Ontology annotation, cellular component: membrane; cytoplasm. Gene Ontology annotation, molecular function: phosphatidylinositol-3-phosphate phosphatase activity. NCBI's taxonomy places the organism in Eukaryota, Metazoa, Arthropoda, Insecta, Diptera, Calliphoridae. Gene Ontology annotation, biological process: phosphatidylinositol dephosphorylation. Bases 549 to 2945 code for a protein of 798 amino acids. The record is from RefSeq and is a predicted model, not a curated record.
AAAAAAUUAAAAAAAAUCUAUUUAAUUAUUAAAAAACGAAUAAUUUAAUAAUAAAUCGCAAAAUUCAAAGGAAAAAUAAGCUGGAAAUCAAAAAUUUGCACACACUAGCCAGAUAAUGGCCCAGCGAUCAUAAAAUAAAAAAGUAAAUAAUAGAAAUGAGCUAGACAAUAAGUUUUCUUCUUUUACCAUUUUUAUCAACAAUAUAACAAUAGAAAGAAGAAAAAAAUUAUCUGUUUAAUUUUUGGGCAGUAGUCUACUUUUUAUGCAGCCACAACAACAAUAAAUACAACGUUUCUAACUACCGGAUACAAAAAUUAAUUAUUUAUGCUGAUCACAUUUAGUAUAGUUAAGUUUGUUUGGUAACUUACCGUGCCGAAGGUUUGUGUGUGUGUCUACGAGCUACUAGUUGGUGAGGGUGUUGCUGGAGACGAACCUAGUUUAUAAUAACAAUAUUAAAACAAAAAAAGAAACAGCAACAAUAUUAUUUACAACAACUGCAAUUGUGAUUAUUGUGAAAAAUCAUUUGCUAUUUAGAGAAAUAGUAAAUAAUGUCAGCCACAAUGUCAGAUCAUCGUAAACGUAAUACUUUUACCAGUUACGUAGCCCCACCAGCCGGUGAUGUGUCGUCGUUGAUGGGCGAUGAUGAGUGGUGUAUACCCAGUGAUAUGCGCGAUGUACAUUUGGCCCAGCCACGCUUGCUGCCCAGUGAAUUGGUGGUGGCCUCGGCUCCGGCCUAUUUAUACACGGCCAUUUCUCCGGUGGACACAAAUUUGGAAAUGAAUUGUGCUAGAAAUUCCAAGGAAGCUAUAUUUGGCCUCUUAAGUGUUACGAAUUUCAAAUUGGCGUUUGUGCCUUUACAGCGUGAAAACCCUAAUGGAUUAGUGGCCAAUUUGGGCCAGGAACAUUUGCUUUUGGCGCGUAAUGAUAUCACCUUGAAUAAUAUAGAUCAUGUGUAUCAGGUGGCGGAGACGGGCAGAGCCGUUAGUGCUUUGCCGGGCAAUGCAGGAAGACGUAGAAAAAAACUGGAUGCCCAGCAAAAGCUGAUGAGUGGCAGGAUAGCUGCUUUGCAUAUAAUAUGCAAAAACUUUCGCUUAAUGAAAUUCGGCUUUCAAUAUUCCAAAGGUGGCCGUGAUUGGGGCAAAUUAAUAGCUUCCGCUUUGGCCCGUUUUGCCUUUCCCACUAGGCAUGAUCUUAGUUUUGCCUACAAUUACCAGGAGCCCUACUACUCUACCUUGUCAAAGACAGGGGUCAGCAUGUACAACACCAAAAACGACUGGGCCCGUGAACUGAUUAGAUGUGGUUCUUCCAAUUGGCAGGUGGUUAGCUGUGAGUCGGUGCCCAUGAUACAAGCAGAACGUAUUUCUUCGCGCUACACUUUGCCGCCUCAUUUUGUCAUACCCAAGGCCUGUGAUAUAGAAAAGUUUUUAAACUUGACUAGAGCCUUUUGGGAUUCUAGAGCGGCCUUUUGGGUGUAUGGCUAUGGCAAUGCUUCUUUGGUACGUUUGGCGGAGCUAAAACCCUCCAAUCAACAAGAUACUACUUUGGAAAAUAUUAUGUUGGAGGUGGUGCGUUCAGCCAAUGAGGAAAAGAAGCUGCAUUUGUUACACCUAACCGAUCAUUUACCUUCUAUACAAGAUGUUUUGAAAGCCUAUCAAAAACUAAGAAGAUUGUGUUGCCCCGAAUCGGCUCAACACUUUGUGGUGGAAGAUUCAAAGUUUCUUACGUUACUCGAAAAAUCCAAUUGGUUGUUUUACUCUUCUUUAUGUCUAAGGCAUGCCUGUGAGGCUGCCGAAAAGCUGAGAGAGGGCAACACUUGUGUUCUACAAGAAUCGAAUGGCCGGGAUUUGUGCUGUAUUAUUUCGUCUUUAACCCAAAUUAUUCUGGAUCCCUUUUACCGCUCUAUAGAUGGCUUCCAAUCUCUCAUACAAAAAGAAUGGAUUGCUUUGGAGCAUCCCUUUCAGCGUCGUCUGGGUCAUGUGCGUUUGGCUACUGAUUCGAGUGGUUUGCAGGAGGAGAGUCCUGUUUUCUUGCUUUUCCUAGACAGUGUUUGGCAGUUGCUGCAACAAUUUCCCGAUGAAUUUGAAUUUUCUCAAACCUACUUAACCACUCUGUGGGAUUCCUGUUUUAUGCCCAUUUUCGAUACCUUUCAAUUCGAUUCGAAUGCCGAACGUCUUAAAGCUUUUAAGGAGAAUAAGUUGGUGUUAAGGCCCGUUUGGGAUUGGUCGGAGCAAUUUUUGGAAAAGGAUAAACUCUUCUUUAACAAUCCCUUCUAUCAGAAGCAAAAACCUGAAUUACCCUGUAGACGUUCUAUAGCCAUACCGGCUGGUGCUGUUAUGCUGCCGGGUCUGGCUAAACCAUUGCUAAAUGUAAACUCUUUCCAACAACAACAAAGAUCUACUUUGGCUCCCCACAAUUUCAUAGCCAAAUCGUCGAUACCCAAAGAUAGAUAUUUGCUACCCGAACAUCGCAUGUCUUUUCUAAACAUCUGGGAACAGUGCUAUUUUCGUUUUAUGCCCAUUUUAGAAAUCAAACGGGGUGGUUUUCCCCAAAUCGAACUACAGCAUAGACUUUUGCUUAGCAACAUCGGAAAAUUACAACGUUGCCUAGAGCUGCAAGAAUAUGAGGAUUUGCCUGAUAUUUACUACGAACUUACCAAGGAGGCGAAACCUUUAAAUGCUUCGACGGAUGAAAGAAGAUCCUCGCAAAACUCCACACCCGAUUUUAUAGAUGGCGUAGAACGCCGCAGACGUGUUUCUUUGCCUUUGGCAGGAGCAGCAGUAGGAGUUACAUCAGAUGCCGGUGUAGCCUCUAUUAUGCCCGAAAUUUCCUCCUUCUUUCCGUUUAGCAAUAAUACCGGUGAAACGCAACAAUUGCAUGAUAUAUUAUCUAGCAGCCAGGAGUUUUUGUUGGAGGGUUCCAUCAUGGAUCGUUUGUCGAUUGCCUAGCAUAGGGAUCAGGCCCUGUCGUUGGCCGAUGUACAGGAAGAGAACAGUGCCCUGUAAUAGUUUAGCGAAAUUUUUCAACAAGGAAAAGAAAAGAUCAUUUGUUACCUGUUUCUUGUUAUAAACUUGGUGUGUAAACAAAGAAAGAAAAAAUAUCGAUGUUACAUUAAAAACAAAUUGUUCUUCAUAAGCCAAAAUUAUUUAAAAUAACUAUGCAAACCUAUAAACUAAACUACUACAGCUUAUUUAAAAUAAACAAACGAAAAAGCUUCUUAAACUAUAUACCAAUUUAGAACAAAAAAUAACUGCUUUAAAAUCAAACUAAUUUAGAAAACUACUAAUUUUGUAAAAAAAAAAACAAUAUAAUAUUCCCAAAAACCUAAAGCUACGUUUUUAUAACAAUAACGUAUACAAUACAUAACUUAAAAUACUUAAACUAACUUAUUUAAACAGUUUGAAUUAAAAAAAACAAUUUCGAAUAACCAACCUUGUUUCAAAAAUUAUGUUAAACAAAUUUUCUUCUUUUUUUAUUACAAACAAACAACAAAAAAGUAUUACCGUUUUAUUUCGUUUUUUAUUAUUGGCAAAAUCCAUUUUAAGUUUAGGUUAAAUUACAACAAAAAAAAUUCCCAAUUUAUUGAAAAGUAUAUACAUACAUAUAAAUUUAAGUUUGAACAAUAAACGAUAGUUUUCUAUUGGUGUUUAAAAAAUUAUGUAAUUUUUAUAUAAUUAAAAACAAAAUUUUUGUAUUUUUUUUUUUAGAAAAUAUUGAAAUUUUUUGAUAAUAAAACUACUUUAGAAAAAAAUAUGAAUAAUUCUUUAUGUAAUAAUAAAAAAAACUGUUAAAAAUUUUAUUUAAUUUUAAUGAACUAAACAUUAUUUUGUUAAAUUUUUUAUUAAUAAUAAAUGCUUAAAUAUAAACAAUAUAAAAAACACACACACACAACACGUAUUUAUUACAUUAUAUUUUAUUCCUUUAUAUUUAUAUUUAAAAACAAUAAUAAUUAAUUAAAACAAAAUGUACAUUUAAUGUAUAGUUAUGAUGAUUGAAAAAGUGAAAUUAUGUAAUAAAAUUGAAAUUUAAAAACAAAAA